Chionomys nivalis (European snow vole) is the source of this 4403-nucleotide messenger RNA. It is a transcript of the gene Dnajc30, whose product is annotated as DnaJ heat shock protein family (Hsp40) member C30. The coding region runs from base 6 to 668 and encodes 220 amino acids. The record is from RefSeq and is a predicted model, not a curated record. The transcript has a single exon. Lineage: Eukaryota; Metazoa; Chordata; Mammalia; Rodentia; Cricetidae.
ACAACAUGGCGGCCGCGCGCUGCCUGGGCUCGCCGCUGUCACCGCUAUGGAGGCUGUGGCAGGCUCGGGGGUUGCCACAAAAUUCGGCCGCGGGCUGGUGCUCGCGAGGGAGGCCUUACUCCCGCACUGCCCUCUACGAGAUGCUGGGCGUCCCCUCCACGGCCACGCAGGCGCAGAUCAAAGCGGCGUACUACCGGCAGAGCUUCCUCUACCAUCCUGAUCGCAAUCCCGGGAGCCCCGAGGCCGCCGAACGCUUCACGCGCAUCGCCGAAGCUUAUCGGGUCCUGGGCAGCACCAUCCUCCGUCGCAAGUAUGACCGAGGUCUGCUCAGCGACCAGGACCUGCGCGGACCCGGUGUCAGGCCCUCUAGGACACCCCCGGACGAUCCCCCUCCUCCUCCUCGUCCUCCUCCCCAUGCCCCUCGGGCUCACUGUGGCUCUCGGGCCUUUCCUGGCGACCGUCGCACUAUGUUCGACUUUGACGCCUUCUACCAGGCGCACUAUGGAGAACAGCUAGAAAGAGAGCGACGUCUGCGCGCCCGGAGGGAGGCCCUUCGCAAAAAGCAGGAGGACCAAGCCAACAAGGGGCUACGCUGGGAUGAUACCCGAGAUGCCACUUUCUUUGUCCUCCUUUUCCUCAUCUUCGUCUUCGUCGGCUUUCGUAUUUAAUCAGAGAAACAGGGAAGGGGAACCAGCCCAAGAAACUUGCCUUUCUUGACCUUUGAACUAUUGGUCUUGGAAUGAAUUGACUACCUCUGGUGGCGUUCCCUUGACUCUCCUAGCACCUUCCCAGCCUGGCUGGUGAUCAACACAGCCUUCUCCUAUGGUCCAGAAAAAAAAAAAAAAAGCUCUUUCAUGGCCAAGAAAGAGGCCCAGGAGAAAGAUAAUCGAAAACCAGGAAUGUACAUGCUUUCCAGAGCCCCCCCCCCCCCCCCCCGUGCCUGCUUGGUUCUAGAAGUUGCCUUCCAGAUGUCAACUCCCAGAACAAGUGCUCUGGUUUUAUCCGAAAGCCCCUAGCAAGCCUUGUCUGGUCCCCUACCUCAUGUUUAUUCCAUGGGGCAGCACUUCCUCUGUAACCCUUGAACCGUGCCAAUCUUUUUGUCCUCUGUCAAAAAGAUUAAUUCUUGGGGCUUGCCUGAAACUUGUCUUUCUGUGUUACCCCAAGCCACAGGUGAGACUUGAUCAACGACCCCACAGAUGCUGGGGAUGUAGCUCAGUGAGAGAAUGCUAGCAUGCAGCAGGCACUGGGUUUGGUUCCCAGCAUUGCAGUUGUCCUGUGUCCCCUUUCCCCUCCAAGAAAAAAGCUAGUGAAAGAUUGCCAUUUUCUUAUGUCUGUUCCACACCGCCUCUGUCACGUGGGAACCAGGAAGCAAAGUCCUUGAGUAAGAGGAAUGUGUUCCUGUGCUCAGACUUAUCUAGGGUGUGACCUUGGGGAAGGUGCCCUGUGGGUGUGAUGGCAGAAGAGUAAAUAAUUUGCUCUCCUGAGGUCUACCACUAUUUAAUAUUCUACUCACGGUGGUGAUGUAGGGUGAUGCUACUUAGGCCAAGUUCUUGGGACAGUGUUCCUGUCCUUGGUCUGCCUUUUCCUAGCCACUUGCAUUGCCGACUGAGCAGUCUGCUGACUGUGACAAGACUUAGCCCCUUGAGUGUGGCCCAUGCAUCUGCAGUGCUGAUCAGAGGUGCCAUGAGUCAAAUCUUUCUAACAGGCUCUUGGAUUAUGUGAGUAAUUUUGGGUCCUGGAGUAGAAGCAGCAGGAAGCUUACUAAUUAAGAUGGAGUUGAAGUCCAGAUUGUAGUACAGGCCUCUAAUCCACAGAGGAAGCUGAGGCUGGAGGAUUGUGACCAGCUACAUAGCAAGGCUUGUCUUUAAUAAAGAUAAGACAAGCAUGCUGAUUCACAUUUUUAAUCAGCGCUACAUAGUGAGACUGAGACUCUUAAUCUCAGGGUUGUGGGUUUGAGUCCCAUGUUGGGUGCCGGUUGUAGACAAAAAUUUCUGUCCUACCUGUUUCUGCAGUUGUUCAGUCCUAAAGAAACACACAGAGACUUAUAUUAUAAACUGUUUGGCCUAUUGCUCAGGCUUAUUACUAACUGGCUUUUACAAUUUAAAUUAACCCAUAAUUCUUAUCUAUGUUUAGCCACGUGGCUUGGUACCUUUUCUCAGUAAGGCAUUCUCAUCUUGCUUCCUUCCUCUGCUUCUGGCUGGUGACUGACUGUCUGCCUUUCCUCUUCCCAGAAUUCUCUUAGUCUGGUCACCCCACCUAUACUUCCUGCCUAACUACUGACCAAUAAGUGUUUUAUUAAACUAAUACAAGUGACAAAUCUUUACAGUGUACAAGAGCAUUAUCCCACAGCAUAAGACCCUGUCUCAAGAAAAAAAAAAGAUACAAAAAAAAAGUUGAAAAAUAGGUUCCUUAUAUGCUGCUGACCAAGGAUUGUAAUGAGUUUUUUAGGGGGGAGACUUGUCAUUUAGAUUUGGGGAAAUUUUUGUUGUUUUGUUUUGUUUUUUGAGGUAGUGUCUAGUAACCCAGGCUGAUCAUGAAAUCUCUUUGUGCCUGAUCAUGAACUCUUGACCCUUUGUUUUUGUUUUUGUUUUGUUUUUGAUACAGGGUUUUCCUGUGUAACCCUAGCUGUCCUGGAACUCGCUCUGCUCUGCAGACCAGGCUGGCCUCAAACUCAGAGACAGCUGCCUGCUUCUGCCUCCCUGAGUGCCCACCCAGCUUUCUGCCUCCACCUUCUGAGUGCUGGCACACUCAGAAGUACACAGGUGUGUAACACCAUGACCCUGUUAGUUUUCUGGGUUUGGGUUUUCUUAUACCAAGCAGUUAGUAGUAACUUGUGGUCAGAACUACAGUAGUCCUGUGGUCCCCUUACAUCUGACUCACACUGGCAAUGGGCUAGGACAUCCUGAGUGCAGGGGCACACUGGGGCCGUGUGCAAAGCCAAGAAAGUAGAGAUCCACAGCAGAGCUCAGGAUGUGGCUCAGUUGAUGCACAGGUCCUUGGGUUCCACAUCCAGUACCCUAUAAACCAGGCUGGAUGGUGCUGUAAUCUCAACAUUUUUUCAAAUCACGGACAGGCCUAGAACUUUCCAUCCUCUGCCUCAGUCUCCUGAGUGCUAGGAUUUCUGGCAGGGGCCACACACCCACAGGGGUAUAGGAGGUUUUCUGAAGGACUACCACAUGGUGGCUUUCUCCUCCCAGGACUGUAGUGAGUUUUCCCUUUCCCUACUUCCUGGAUGCCCUAGCAAGAGGGUAAACUUGGCAGUGGCCAUUACCCCUGCCUCUGUGGCUCUUGCCCAGUCUGGCAAUGGAGGGCGUGGUUGAAGGGGCAAGUACAGAGCAAGGCUGAAUACACAGCAGGCAUGGGGCUAAAUCGUGUGGACCCAGUCAAGAAGAUAGGAAACAAAGAUCCGUGCAGCUGGUGAUUGUCUUUUAGACGGCUAAAAUGGGCAAACUGGGCCAAAUGCCCUCCUAGUGACCACAGUGUUUGCACAACCAGAUUCCUUCCUUCUGAAUUCACAUGGUGCAUCUUUGGCUUCCAUCUUGGCUCCAGUAUUAGUUAGGAUAGGAUGUGAUAGCAUGUAUAUAUCCCAGCAUGUGGCAGGCUGAAGGGAGACAGGUCUCAGUUUAAGGCCAGCCUACGCUAUGUAGUGAGACCCUGUCUCAAAAAAGGGUAGAAGCUGGAUGUGGUGGUGGACACAUGUAUUCCCAGCACUGGAGAAGCAGGAGGAUGACCCACGAGUUUGUGAACCAGCUGGGUUGACAUAGUUUCAAGCCAGCUAGGGCUGCAUAGUGAGGUCCUGUUUCAAAAAGAGGAAAGGGAGUGGGGUAGACCCAUGAAUGGCCCCAAAGGUUAAGGAGUUUGUCUUGUUCUCUCCCGGGACCUACAUGUUGGAAGGAGAGAAGGGACCCCAGAGCUUCUAACGUCCACAUAAGUGCAGUGGCAUGUGCAUGGGUGUGCAUGUGCACCCACAUACCUCACACAGACUGAAUAAGUACUUGUUAUUAAAAGAGAUGUGUAGCUUUGGGCCAGGGAGUUGUUCUCAGUCACGACUGACUCAGGAGAUCCCCGCAGCACCAGGGGGAUGGUCACCAACACUCGUUUUGUGAAACAGGGUCCUGUAUCUUGAACCUGUGUGCUUCCUGGGAGGUCACCAGACCCCACGAAGGGAGAGAAGGAACAGCUGACAAGUCACUGGGCCCUCUUGGCCAUUGUCUGUGGGGAGGUUGGAGAAAAGUGGGAAUGUGGCUCAGCCGGCAGAGUGUACGCCCUGGCUUCCGCCUACAGCACAACUGGUACCGAGCAUGGUGGUGGCCCCUGUAAUCACAGCACUCGGCGAAGGCAAGAGGAUCCGAAGCUCAGUGUCAUCCUAAGGCACAGAGAAUUGAAGGCUAGCCUAGGCUACA